Penicillium riverlandense is the source of this 501-nucleotide messenger RNA. RefSeq lists its product as uncharacterized. The record is from RefSeq and is a predicted model, not a curated record. The transcript is spliced from 2 exons. NCBI's taxonomy places the organism in Eukaryota, Fungi, Ascomycota, Eurotiomycetes, Eurotiales, Aspergillaceae. The coding region runs from base 1 to 501 and encodes 166 amino acids.
AUGGAAUACGAGGAUUUCAGUCGCCCAUUCCAUUUCAUCGCCACGGGCCGCUUCAUCGCCAUCCAUUACAAUGGCAGCGACUUUGAGCUACACCGCACUAUCCAGACGACGUGUUCUACAUACACCGGGAACAACAGUAGCGAUGGAGUGACCUUCGAGCUUUCCGUGCAUAACGGCAAGACACGGAUCGUCUCCGACGACGGCAUGUUUAUGACUGUUAUAAUGCCUACCGGGUGUGCUGAGUAUCUAAAGGAAGAAUGCGGACAGCAUACUGCGUCUACUCGGUGCCCGCGCUGCGAGAGGAACUACACGAUUGGCUUUGUUUCUGAGCCGCGCGACUGCAUCACUCUCGUCUCGCGCGGACUGCCUAGCAUGUUUGUUUUCCAUGAUGGUGUGUUCUAUUAUUAUUUUGGUGCUCUUAAUGGCAGCUAUGCCGAGCUAGAGCGGGUGGAGCGUAUUGAGGAUGCGUCGCUCUUCCAGUUUGUCGGUUUUCUAUCUUAA